GCCAACAGGUUCAGUCCAGACAAGCCUCCUUGGACAUGCGAAGCAAAGCACUUAAGCAGCCUUAAUCAGAAAGUUCAGAGUUGGACAAACACGAUGUUGAUUUUCGCAGCAGACCGCUCGGGUCACAGGUCACGUCGUCAGCAGUGACUCGCGAGAGAGCCAUAAAUUGGAAGGCGAAUUAGGCCGGCGCCGAGACGAAAGAGCGGAUCAGUCACCACCGCGUCAGCUGAUAUGCAGUUGAUGUCGAAAUCGGACCGUGGGAAUUCGCCGAAAUUUUCCUUCCUUUUGGGCGAUGAUUCUUGAUGGAAGUGAGAGACGCCGGUUGCAAAGUCGUAGCAGAUGUUGAGUCCGUCGUCAGGGGGCGACUGCCCCCAAUGCACCUACGGGGCCGGUUGCCACUCGCAGGGCAGGCCGCGGCCGGUGCUGCACUUUCCGCCGCCACCGCCCAGCACACCCCGAAGAAACGACCCCUUCCUCCAGAGCGCUCCUCUCGCGCCCGCCAGGACGCACCCGCCUCCGCCGCCCCCGGUUGGGCAUCCCCAUGACUACUCUUACGUCUACAACUCGAUGAUGGAGCAGCACCAGCGACCCAGCCCCUCCAGCAGAUCAGACAGGCAGAGGUACAUCUCCACAUAUGGGGUGGAGGAGAACAUAUACGAGGAAAUCAGCGAGGCGAGGGGUGCCUUUGAGAAUCCUUACAGUUUUGAGGAGCGCUGCUCGCGGCCGAUGCCAACCAGUGAGGAGGUGCGGCAGGUGCAGCGCGGCCACCAGUGGGUGCUGGGACAACUCGACCUAGCUAUGGAGACCCUGCUCAUGCCUGGGGAUGUGCUUCCGGACGACGACCCCGGCCUGGACGCCGUGUGUCCCACCGAUGACCUGCUCACCCCGGACUCUGGCUUUCAAAGUGGCUCUGGCUAUGCUCUGGGCUGGAGGUCCAACGUGUCCCUUCCGCCACCCCGCAAGGAAAACAGUCCCCUGUUGCCUGGACACCGCAGGUCGCGCAGCCUCAAGCAGGGUUUGGGGCUGUUCAGCAAGAGGGGGUGGAAAAUGACGGGACUGGCCAAAGUAGCAGCAGCUGGAAUUGAUGAGCCUCAUGCUCACUCGGGCUCGUGGGAUGACUCGGCCCGCCUGUGCACCACUGGUGUCGUCGAUUCGGCAGGCCCCGUUGCUGCGACCAACCCCGUCCUGCGCCAAGGCAGUUCCGAGGAGAGUUGGGGCUCGGCCGCGUCAGACGUUUCCUCUGGUGAUGAGAGCGAGCAGAGCACCAAGGCGCCAAGCAGUCGCGGCAGCUUCGUCGCUAGCACCAACCGAAGUAAUGGAAACAUCAUCAACAAAGCGUUGACUCUGUGUGAAAAGUGGCGAGACCCUCGGUCGAGUGGUCGCAGCACCUCGUCUGAAACCCUGGCCGCGUCAACGUGCACGCUGCCCGCCUCGGAGACGAGUCAGGCCGACUCGGGGGCCAGUCGGCUCUCGCGGUGGUUCUCUAUCCGCAGGGGUAACCAGUAUGACCUGGACCGGCUGCAGGCAUCGGCCGCGGCCAAAAUGCCUCAGCUGCCCGAGGAGGAGGAAGGAGGCGCCGGCGGCUUCACUUUUCCAAGGCGAAUGCAGCCGCCCACUUUACCCACCCUUCCGCCCGGCCUCAGCAGCGAACAGGUCAAACGAAGACACAUUGUGGCAGCAAUUGUUCACAGUGAGAACUCUUACAUGGCCACGCUGCAGAGACUUGUCAAUGACUUUAAAAAGCCCCUGGAAGAAAGCAGUCCUACUAUUUUGAGCGCCAGCAAAAUCAGCGUGCUCUUCUUCAAAAUUCCGGAAAUUCUUCAGUGCCACAACCUUUUUCGAGUCGCCCUUGCAGACGCUGUAAAAAACUGGGACAGAGAUGAGAAGCUUGGAGACGUUUUUGUUGCCUCGUUUUCAAAGACGGUGGUGCUUGACGCCUACAGCGACUUCAUCAACAACUUCUCAAUAGCUAUGGACUUGGCCAAACAGGAAUCGAGACGCAAAUCGGCCCUGGCUGAUUUUCUCAAAGUUAAACAAAUCAGCUCACAUGACCGACUGUCCUUCUUUGGUUUGAUGGUCAAGCCCGUCCAGCGUUUCCCCCAGUUCAUACUCUUCCUGCAGGACUUACUGAAACACACUCCUCACGGCCAUCACGAUAGGAUGUCGCUUCAGUUGGCUCUCACGCAACUCGAGUCAUUAGCUGAGAUGUUAAACGAACGCAAAAGGGAAGCUGAGCAGUUCCAGGCUUUCCGAGAAAUGCUUCGACACGUCAGCUCAAAGUUUUCAGUACGCCCCCUGUCUGACAGCAACCGCUACCUAUUGCGAGAGGACAAUGUGACGCAACUGGAGUUCAACCAAGCUGGCCUUAUAACCAAAUCGAAGAGCAGACGCCUGCUGCUGCUCAACGACUUGCUGGUUUGUGUGUCUGUGGCACCAAAAUCGGCCGACGACUUCAACAGCACGGAAAGACUGAGCCUCAAGUGGACCUACCCUGUCACUGAUGUUGAAGUGCAGGACACAAGCACCUCUCUCACCCUGAGCAGGAUGCUCACUGCCAGCCUUAAUCGCGGAGGAAGUCUCAGGUCUGAUCGAAGUAGUAGCAGUGGUAGAGGGUCAGGAGGAGUGGAAAACUUGUGUCAGGAGAUGAACGACUUAAUGCACGACUAUGAGGCUGUCAGUCGGAUUGCAGAAAUCACCAACAGCCUCAAAGGCAACUACAAAGGACUGACUGUGGAGGGUUGCAGGCAAAUUCUGGAUGGCAUUCAGACUUUGAUCCAGCAGAAGGACGACGAAAUAUCGUGGGUCGACUCGUGUUGCAUGCAGUUGACCAUCAAGACCAAGCCAGGCAAGGAGGAGCAGUUCACAUUCCAGACUGAAAACCCUAACAUUAAGAAAGAGUGGAGUACAGAACUGAGGUUAGCUCAGCUGGCGCUAGAUCCAAAUAACUCAGCUGCUUGGGAUAUCCCUGAGCAGGAGAGAAGGCCUUCUACCAAAAUGCCGUUGUUUGUCAAGGCCAUUCCAGUCACAAAAUCACAGCAUCAAACUGAGGUGAGCUGUGGGUGUUUUUACACGGUGACAAUAAUGAAGCCAACAAGACGGCCUAGGCCACAAAGUUACCUGUGGAUUUGUACAACGGAUGGAGUGUCAAGCUACAUUACGGUUUAUCUGCAACAGCAGGCUGGACUUCGGGAACUCAGCUGUUUGCAUCUAGUCGAGACAAAAGUGGCAGCCAUGGAAUUUGUUCCGGGUAUUUCACAGGGUAGUGGACUCUCAGUGGACAGCGUUUGGCUUGGCACAGAGAGUGGAAGAAUCCUCAUAUAUGCGGCUCAAGAGCCAGAAAGGCAGACAGAACUUGGAGAUUGCUUCGGAGUAGCUGCAGUCCAGCAAAUCCGCUACCAUUGUGAUCAGACUUUUGUCGCUCUUGCAAACGGGACAGUUCUUAUGUACAGGCGCGGUUCGAACGGUGAAUGGUGUUUGAGUGAGCCCCAAAGCCUGUUGCUUGGAACGGAGCCGGUCAGUGUACUGCUGCCCAUCAACAUCUGCAUGUAUGUGGCUUGCGCAAAGAAGGUGUGGGUCAUCAACUCGCUUAAUGGAGACAUGCAGAAAAGCUUCAGUGUACAACAUGACCUCGGUGGCAACGUCAGUAUGAUGGCUCACUCUGGCAUAGGCCUUUGGAUCUCCCACAAAAAUUCGUCCACCAUCUGCCUUUACCACACAGAAACCUUCAAGCACCUGCAAGACAUCAACGUUGCCUCGUACGUAACUCGAGGCCUCUCGGCUCACCACCUCAGUCCGAAAAGUGUCCAUGUCACCGCCUUGCUGGCCUCCAAAGGGCUGCUAUGGGUGGGCACCAACGUUGGUGUCUGUCUCACCAUCCCUCUGCCCCGACUGGAAGGUGUGCCCAUCAUCAGUGGGCGGGCAAACAUUUCUCACCAUGCGCACUUUGGCCCCGUCACCUUUUUGCUAGCCCUCCAACUCCGCACCCCAACGGAAACCAGAACAGCCACCGUCCAGCCGUCCCUGAGCAGCUGCUCCUCCAGCGCCAGUUCGGAUUCCGGGGAGCGCGGCCGCUUGGAGAAGCAACUCUCUGAAGGUGCCCUGCCUGCCCAGCCCGUUCCGAAGCUGAAACACCAACUCAGCAGUCCAGUGGUCAUCCGCAGAAGGGUGCUAAGAGAGGACCCAAGCCGUCGGGCGUCUAAAACCCUGCCCAGGGGCGCCUUCUCAGGGCUGAACACAAGUCAGGACUGUGAUGUCUACGGCCUCUAUGGAGAACUGAUGAACAUUCGGGACUACGAAGAGGAAUCGCCGUCCAAGACGGCUGUUGACUUUGAGGCGGCCAUUAGGAAAAGCGGCAGCGACCCUGAGUUGGCCGCCAUUCCUAGGAAGGUGAGCACGCUGGACCGGAGACUCAGGAUUAACAGCAGCCGCCCAAGAUCCCUCGACUUGUCCAACUGGUCUGUUGACUCAAGGUCAUCUUCUCUGUACACAUCUUCAGGGUCUGAAGACAGUGUCCAGGUGCCCAGCAUGUUAGUGGCGUCCAACACCAAACUGGCCUCGUCCACUCCAGUGGCUGCGAGUGCGGAAGGUCCCAAGGCGGUUGCCGACACCCCAAGAACGGUGUUGACCCUGACUGGUGGUCGAGGCUACGUCAACUGUCGUCGACCUGAAAAGGGAGGCAAAGUGGCCAACGUGGCCGAGGCCAACAGCAGGGAUGCACACAUGGUGCUGUGGGAGACAAAGUUGUGAUAGAGAAAAGUUUAAAAGUGGAUUAUUGCUCGCCGGUGCUCACUCAAGAAUCCUCCAAACGGAGCUGUUCUGCUGUUUUACUCUUGAUAUUACCACUGCUAUUUAUUUCUCAGCACGGGGGAGCCCCCGACAAGAAUCAAGUGAGCAGUAGUUCAUAUUUGUGUACUAUGCAUUUAUCAAAAGUGUGAACUUUUGCUAAAGAAAUCUUUGUUGUGCGCAUAUAUAAUUAUGAUACUGCUUUGAAAGUGAGCAGAAAAUGUUGUUCCAUUGUCUUGUAUUUUAUUAAAGCAAAAAUUAGCUAAGCUCGUAAAGCAGCAUUAGAAAAAUUGACAUAAA
Neocloeon triangulifer is the source of this 5082-nucleotide messenger RNA. RefSeq names its product rho guanine nucleotide exchange factor 10-like protein. Gene Ontology annotation, molecular function: guanyl-nucleotide exchange factor activity. The coding region runs from base 340 to 4746 and encodes 1468 amino acids. Gene Ontology annotation, biological process: positive regulation of stress fiber assembly; actin cytoskeleton organization. The record is from RefSeq and is a predicted model, not a curated record. The transcript has 14 exons. NCBI's taxonomy places the organism in Eukaryota, Metazoa, Arthropoda, Insecta, Ephemeroptera, Baetidae.